CCCCCAGCAAGCCUUUUCCAGCCGCCCCGCCGCCCCGGCCUGGGAACUGUUGGGAAACCCAUCCGCCUCCUGGCCAAUCACUUUCAGGUUCAGAUCCCCAAGAUUGAUGUUUAUCACUAUGAUGUAGAUAUCAAACCAGAAAAACGCCCCCGAAGAGUGAACAGAGAGGUGGUGGACACUAUGGUGAGACACUUCAAGAUGCAGAUAUUUGGGGAUCGGCAGCCUGGCUACGAUGGGAAACGCAACAUGUACACUGCACACCCCUUACCUAUCGGCCGGGACAGGGUGGACAUGGAGGUGACCCUUCCAGGAGAGGGGAAGGACCAGACGUUUAAGGUGUCCAUUCAGUGGGUGUCUGUCGUCAGCCUUCAGUUGCUGCUGGAAGCUCUGGCUGGGCACUUGAAUGAAGUUCCUGAAGAUUCUGUCCAGGCGCUUGACGUAAUCACACGGCACCUUCCCUCCAUGAGGUACACUCCUGUGGGUCGCUCCUUCUUCUCCCCUCCUGAAGGUUAUUACCACCCCCUGGGAGGUGGCAGGGAGGUCUGGUUCGGUUUCCACCAGUCGGUCAGACCUGCCAUGUGGAACAUGAUGCUCAACAUUGAUGUGUCAGCAACUGCUUUCUAUCGUGCCCAGCCUAUCAUCGAGUUCAUGUGCGAGGUCUUGGACAUUCAGAACAUCAAUGAACAAACCAAGCCCCUUACGGACUCCCAGCGUGUCAAAUUUACCAAAGAAAUCAGAGGUCUAAAAGUAGAAGUUACCCAUUGUGGCCAGAUGAAGAGAAAAUACCGAGUGUGCAACGUUACUCGGCGACCGGCCAGUCACCAGACGUUUCCUCUGCAGCUGGAAAACGGGCAGGCGAUGGAGUGCACAGUAGCUCAGUAUUUUAAGCAGAAGUACAGUCUGCAGCUAAAAUAUCCUCACCUUCCCUGUCUCCAAGUAGGACAGGAGCAGAAACACACGUACUUACCGCUUGAGGUGUGUAACAUCGUGGCGGGCCAGCGGUGUAUCAAGAAGCUCACGGACAAUCAGACCUCGACGAUGAUAAAAGCAACUGCGCGAUCUGCGCCGGACCGGCAGGAAGAAAUCAGCAGACUAGUGAAAAGUAACAGUAUGGUGGGUGGACCUGACCCGUAUCUGAAGGAGUUUGGAAUCGUUGUGCACAAUGAAAUGACAGAGCUGACGGGCAGAGUUUUGCCAGCACCGAUGCUGCAAUACGGGGGCAGGAACAAGACUGUGGCGACACCAAACCAAGGUGUGUGGGACAUGAGAGGGAAACAGUUCUAUGCUGGCAUUGAGAUUAAAGUUUGGGCUGUUGCCUGUUUUGCUCCUCAGAAACAAUGCAGGGAAGACUUACUAAAGAGUUUUACGGACCAGCUGCGCAAGAUCUCGAAGGACGCGGGGAUGCCCAUCCAGGGCCAGCCCUGUUUCUGCAAGUACGCCCAGGGGGCAGACAGUGUGGAGCCCAUGUUCAAACACUUAAAACUGACAUAUGUUGGUCUGCAGCUGAUCGUGGUGAUCCUGCCUGGAAAGACACCCGUGUACGCUGAGGUGAAGCGGGUUGGUGACACGCUUCUAGGGAUGGCCACUCAGUGCGUUCAGGUGAAGAAUGUGGUAAAAACCUCACCACAAACACUGUCCAACCUGUGUCUGAAGAUAAAUGCAAAGCUUGGAGGAAUCAACAAUGUGCUUGUACCUCAUCAAAGGCCCUCGGUGUUCCAGCAGCCAGUGAUCUUUUUGGGAGCAGACGUGACUCACCCUCCUGCUGGGGAUGGGAAGAAGCCGUCCAUCGCGGCGGUGGUGGGCAGCAUGGACGGGCACCCCAGCCGGUACUGUGCCACCGUGCGAGUGCAGACCUCGCGCCAGGAGACCUCCCAGGAGCUGCUCUACAGCCAGGAGGUGAUCCAGGACCUCACCAACAUGGUGCGAGAACUAUUGAUCCAGUUCUACAAAUCCACUCGUUUCAAGCCCACCAGGAUCAUUUACUACAGAGGGGGAGUAUCGGAAGGGCAGAUGAAGCAGGUAGCUUGGCCAGAACUGAUAGCGAUCCGGAAGGCCUGCAUUAGUUUGGAAGAAGAUUAUAGACCAGGAAUAACCUACAUUGUUGUGCAGAAAAGGCAUCACACCAGGCUAUUCUGUGCUGACAAAACUGAAAGGGUGGGUAAGAGCGGGAACGUCCCGGCGGGCACCACUGUGGACAGCACCAUCACACAUCCUUCUGAAUUUGACUUUUACCUCUGUAGCCACGCGGGAAUUCAGGGAACCAGCCGGCCCUCCCACUACCAGGUCUUGUGGGAUGACAACUGUUUCACUGCAGAUGAGCUCCAGCUGCUGACCUACCAGCUGUGUCACACCUACGUCCGCUGUACGCGAUCCGUCUCCAUUCCAGCUCCUGCCUACUACGCCAGGCUGGUGGCCUUCAGGGCCAGGUACCACCUCGUGGACAAGGAUCACGACAGCGCUGAAGGCAGCCACGUGUCGGGACAGAGCAACGGCCGCGACCCCCAGGCUCUGGCGAAGGCGGUGCAGAUCCACCACGACACUCAGCACACCAUGUAUUUUGCUUGAGAGCAGCUGGGGAGAUGAGGCAAAAACCGACAGCCCACGCAGUCCCGAAGCGUUUGAAUUCCGACUGCUUGGCCGGGGCCCCCCUGCCCCCGGCCUGCCCACUACCAGCAGCUCUGAACAGUCGCACUGAAUCUGGACUUCACAGCAACGUCUGAUGCACCAACACAAUUGAGCCAUUUGUUUCAUUAUUUUAUGUAAUAGAAAUUCAUAGACUUGUCUUUUCUGAUGCAUUGGACUGAAUUUUUACCUCAAAGCGCAACAGGCCGAUCAUCCUGAAAUUUUUAAAGGACUUGGCACGAAAGGUUUCUAUUGAGUAUUUUGCUAGCUCUCGUUUUUAAGUUCUCUCCUCAUCCCAUGAGUUCAUCGUGAGGCCGGAUCCCCCGUCUCCGUGCGCUGCUUCGUGAGUACGCGUAGUUCGGCAAAAUGUUCGACUCCAGUUAAACGUAAGCGUUGAAUUGUGUGGGGCCAUAGAUUUUUUUAAAUGGAGAUUUUAGACUUCACUACUGUAAAUGCCUUUUAACGAACAUAACUUUCACAGGUAUUGCAGUUUUUUGUCAGUUUGACUGAUUCUCUUUUUAAUCUCUGCAGACUUCGGCUGCGAAGCAAUUGCACUAUUCUGCAAGUUCAAAUAGGUGGUUCUUGUUCUGUGAAUGUGUAAUAUAACCAGAUAGUGAUGCCUGUCAGUAGAUUUUAAUUAUAAUGGUUACAAAUAAUACUGCCAUGGUAUCGUAACAAGUACUGAACCAUCAUUUCCCCCCUCUAAAAAUGAUAAAAACAAAAAAAAAAAAAAUUAGCUUUUAGGUAUUUUGCAAACUUUUACAAAAGUGCCCACUUUAUGCUGCUGUGUGGUUUGAUAAAUCUAAGUGAUUUUAAAACUUUUUUCUCAUAGAAGGUUUAACUUUGGCAAUAAAUAUUUGUUUUUUAAGCCCCCCCAACAGUGUAAUUUUCUAGCUGAGGAUUGUGCAUGAGUUAAACCAACAUUCUCGUGUCGUUUUCUGAACAAUUUGGCAGUUUCUGAAACUAAUUAGAAAAGACGCACUUCCAUGCUUUUUUUAAGAAUUAUUUUUAACUGUUUUAUAUUCACUGUUGGUGUCCUGUCUACAACAUAUUUUAUAAGCUUGGAAACUGGGUGUUAUGUGUAGGAAAGGCUUCCCAGCCUGUGGGGUCUAAGCGUACUGUGUGACAGGCAACCCGAGGACUCCUACCAGCAUUUGAACCUUUUUUUCCCCUGGGGAUCUGGGUUGCACACACAACUGCAUCCAACAGCAUCCUGAACCGACGUCCAGCUCAGACUCUGAGUCUGUCCCAGCCUAGAAAUUAGGGUUGUUUCUUUUUUUUUUUUUUUAAUCUGCUUGGCUUUUUUCCGGCCGCAAAGUGUGAUAGAGACGAGGGGCUUGGUUUCACCCAGUGCUUGUGGAAUCCAGGAACGGAGCAGGUUUAAGAGUAGAUUCCUCGUAGUGUUACCCUGAGUUAGUGCAGAUUUAAAGCUUAUUCCCAAACGGAGCGGAGCCGAGAGCACUCACUCUGAGGGGUGCCAGGAUUGCACUGUGCUCUCCGAUGCCCGGGUGGGCUUUGCUGCUGCGUUGUCCGCUGUUCCAAAGCCCCCUCAGAACUUCAGCAAUAGGAAAUGCUGUUUCCUUCAGUCUUUAAGCUUGUAAAUAAAUUAAAGUUUACAUUUCUAAAUGCUGGGGUUGUUUUUUCAGUCGUACCAGAGUACACUGAAUUAAGUCUUCAAACAGUUUUAUAACCUCCUCUCAAGUAGUAUGUUGCAUUAAAUUAAGUUUAAACUUUUUUCUGUUGACAAUGAGACUGAAGCGAGCUCUGCUCCUGGCAUGUACUGUGGACAGGUUUAGACUGAAAAAAGAAAAAAAAAAAAGGUUCUUUUUAGGUGGUUUUUUUUUUUAAUUUUUUUUUAAAGAAUACCUCACUUGUGUAAUCAAAUCAGGACAUGUGGGUGGGAGACUGACCGCUGCUUCAGCUCGAUGGCUGCUUUUCUCAGUACUCGUUCAGGGAGAAGACAAAAAAAGAAAAAAAAAAACUUUUUAGAAGGAACUCUGACUGACCCAACACACGGAGAACUUCGGCACCUUGAAAAGAGCACCCUUUUUUUUAAUUAUUAUUUUUAGGUUAUAGGAUCAAAGAUCGCUAUUUUGAGUUUGUGCACUAGGCGAGAAUGUGACUGGUUUCAUGGAGGGUGCGUUAAGAGAACAGUUCAUUUUCUCCCCGGUGAGUUAGUUGUCCAGUGCCAAGCACUCCUAGUUCAGACUGAGUGAAGUGAGAGCCUCUCCUUUGUUUGCCUGGGACCGGACGGAGUAUUUACCCUCGGACUGUGCGGAGCGAGACCUUGGCUGGCCCCGGGACGCGGGGCCCCGACUGUGGCUCCAUCUCCUGCUGGAAGGCGGUGGGAGGGGACCACUGGGAUCCCCUGGCACCACUGGGAUCCCCUGGCACCACUGGGAUCCCCUGGCACCACCGGGACCUGGCUCCAGGCAGCGUUGUCCUCCCCACGGCCCAGUCCCGGAACUGGACGGGGCCGGAGGGACCCCCCGGGACUGACCGAAUCGUGAUGCAUGUGUCAAUCAAUGGGAAGAUGUGCAUUCUGUAGAUGUAGUUCUUUAGGGUGUUUUGGGUUUGUUUUUUUCGUUUUUGGGUUUGUUUUUGUUUGGGUUUUUUGUUUUGUUUUUUUUUUUUAAUAUAUAUAAAUAAAGCCUGUUGGCCACUGUUUA
Molecule: messenger RNA, 5291 nt
Organism: Calidris pugnax (ruff)
Lineage: Eukaryota; Metazoa; Chordata; Aves; Charadriiformes; Scolopacidae
Gene: AGO4
Product: argonaute 4, RISC catalytic component
Exons: 17
Coding region: 181-2565 (794 amino acids)
Molecular function (GO): RNA binding; protein binding
Source: RefSeq, a predicted model, not a curated record